Penaeus monodon (black tiger shrimp) is the source of this 1529-nucleotide messenger RNA. Its product is annotated as leukocyte elastase inhibitor-like. Lineage: Eukaryota; Metazoa; Arthropoda; Malacostraca; Decapoda; Penaeidae. Gene Ontology annotation, molecular function: serine-type endopeptidase inhibitor activity. The record is from RefSeq and is a predicted model, not a curated record.
ACCCGGAAAGUGUGUUGUAGGAACCGCCCUGACGUCCCUGGGUUUUCCCGUUUGGAUAUUUCUUAUAAGUAUUGAGCACUUUGGAUCUCGCCAGUUGCGUGACGUCCCUCCUCUGAUCAACAGAUCAAGAUGCAGGUGCUAGUUAUCCUGCUCGUGUCCCUGGCGGCCACUGGACUGGCUCAGGUCGACAGCGCGCACCCCCCCCAGGGUCUCGGCAUUCCGGGAAUAGGAGAUUUCAUUCAGAAGUUCGCGCAGGAUCUCUCCUCGACGUCCCGGAAUGAGCCUCGCAACGCUGUCUUCUCGCCGUUUAGCAUCACGACCCUGCUGUCGAUGCUUCUGAUGGGUUCCUCCGGCUCGACCUACAACCAGCUCCGCUCCGCUCUUCGGUACCCGCCACAGGUGCCUGACAAUUUGAUUCAUGAAACGUACCGAAACCUCAUGCAGACCCUCAUCCAGGAUAACCCGGGGAUAAUCGUCAGCGUGGCCAAUAGGAUAUUUCUGAACCCCAACGCUGAUAUCCUGCUGGAGUACAGUGAUAAAGCGCUGCGGUUUUACGCGAGCGGUUUGGAGCAGCUCGACUUCUCCCACCCGAGUGCCGCGAGGAACGCCAUCAACGCGUGGGUGAACCAGAUGACUCGAGGCAAAAUCCCGAAGCUGCUGACCCACGUUAAUCCUCAGACGUCCGCGCUGGCCGUCAACACCGUCUACUUCAAGGGCGACUGGAAGAACCCCUUCGAUAAGAUGGGCACCUCCCGGGGCACUUUCAACACGGGCAAACGCAUUGUAAAUAUCCCUAUGAUGUCCACAGUCAUGAAGGUGUUGUACACUGACCUCCCUGCUUUGAACGCUGAGAUGAUAGGCUUGCCGUACAAGGGGGACCAGUUCGCGAUGUACUUCAUUGUACCAAAGGGACCCGCUUCCCUAACCUCGCUACACACUCUGGAGUCCCAGCUGGAUCCUCAUACCAUCAAUCGGUACAUCGGAAACAUGUCCCAAAUCCACAUGAACGUCUUCCUUCCCAGAAUGCGACUGAACUUCAAGACCGACCUUGCUGACACUCUCAAGCAACUUGGAGUCACCGAUCUCUUUAACCCCAGCCGAGCGGAUUUCAGCAACAUGGCAUCCAACAGAAUCUUCAUCGAUAAAGUCAUUCACGAGACGGUCAUCGACAUCACGGAGGCCACCAUAGUCCGCUUCGGUUCCUCGCGAGAAUUCUCCGUCAACCGGCCUUCUCUCCUCCUCCUCCGGGAACAGCAGACGGGAGUGCCUCUCUUCUGGGGCAGAAUCGUCGAACCUGAGCCCUUACAUUAGACUUACAAGGCGCCACCUAUGCUCAGUUGUUGAUUUUUUUUGUUGUUAUUGUAGAAAAUUUACAAAAUUUAAGGUCUUGCUGUUGCUUGUUUUUACUUGUUCGUGUCCACUCACCUUGAUUUCCUAUUAAUGGUGAGACUCAAAUCUUUCUGUUAUAAAUAUUGUCUGUCCCAUGUCAUUGUUAAACAUGUACAAGAAUAAACCAGUCGUCAACUUUA